AUGACUCUCAAAAUCGAAGCAUUCACCACACCACGAAGAUCAGUGAUGGCUAUCGAGGCAUGGUUUAUGGAUGAUAGCAAUGAAGAUCAGAGACUUCCUCAUCAUCGUAACCCAAAAGAGCUCGUCACGCUGGAUUACUUGGCAGAUCUGGGAGUGUUGUACUGGAAACUGAACUCUGAGAGCUACGAGAAUGAUUCCGAACUUAGAAAAAUUCGAGAAGCAAGGGGUUACGAUUACAUGGAUCUGCUUGAUUUGUGUCCUGAGAAAGUGAGCAACUACGAGGAGAAGCUGAAGAACUUUUUCACAGAACACAUUCACCAGGACGAAGAGAUUCGUUACUGCUUGGAGGGAAGUGGCUACUUUGAUGUUAGGGACAAGGACGAUCGUUGGAUUCGAAUCUGGAUGAAACCGGGCGAUCUCAUUGUCCUUCCAGCCGGAAUCUACCACCGGUUUACGCUCGAUACCGGCAACUACAUCAAGCUAAUGAGGCUGUUUGUGGGAGAACCGGUUUGGACACCAUAUAACCGGCCACAGGAAGAGCAUCCGGGAUUAACCCACAAGGUUAGCGGCCGCAGUAAAUUAAUGAUUAACCCGAGAGUAUCGGGUAAUACGACCAAGAGAUCCGGGCUAAGCAGCUCACGGCGAUUUCGUCUGGAAGUAAAGAAUACGACGGAGGAGAAGGUGGUUGUGAGUCUGGUGACGAACUCUUCGUCUUUCUCUUUCUCUUCUUCUUCUCCGGUGGUUCUACUUGGAGGUUCAUUGUGGCGGUGA
Messenger RNA from Microthlaspi erraticum, 771 nucleotides. The record is from the annotation of a GenBank genome assembly. NCBI's taxonomy places the organism in Eukaryota, Viridiplantae, Streptophyta, Magnoliopsida, Brassicales, Brassicaceae.